Haemonchus placei is the source of this 681-nucleotide messenger RNA. Lineage: Eukaryota; Metazoa; Nematoda; Chromadorea; Rhabditida; Trichostrongylidae. The record is from the annotation of a GenBank genome assembly.
AUGUUGUUGGGGUAUUCGAGCAGUAACAUUUACUUGGUGGUUAACGUGAUCGCAACUCUACUAACUAUAAUAUGGAAUUCAACGGCGUGCGGCUCCUCUGGCAAAGGUGAUCAGCUUGCUGUGGAGGACUUCUUAAAAUCUCCCGAAAAAAGUUCCAAAGGGUCGAUUUCAAACGAAUCGAAUAGAAAAAGGACGUCAUCCUCAUCAAAGUCGAAGUCAGGAAAGCAAGGGCCGAAGAGCUCAUACCAAGGUCCGGGACCAAGGCGAAAAUCUAGUGGGCGGCCACGGAUGCCGCGUGCUAAACGUCCGACACUAUCGAGAAGCGAUGCUCUUGAUUUAUUCCCAAAAGUAGCCCGAGCUACUCCCGAUCAAGGAACGCCCAUGAAUAAACUGCAAAGGAUUGCUUUGGGAGCUAAGAAAGACAAAGAUGCUUACCCCACAUUCGACGACAUUCGAAGUGAUUGGGAUGACGAGAAGGAGAAAAUCAAACCAAAACAAGUCGAGCUGGGAGACAAGGAGAAAAAGAUUGCAAUGGGAGCAAAAAAGGAUACAUCUGCUUAUCCUACUAUGGAUGAUAUUAUGAGCGAUUGGGAUACGAAUGAAGACGGAGAAAAACAAAAGAAAAAGAAAGAUACAGAAUCCAGAGCAAAAUCAUGGGUCGGUCCCAAGAAAAAACGGUGA